Messenger RNA from Ricinus communis (castor bean), 1351 nucleotides. Its product is annotated as 60S acidic ribosomal protein P0. Gene Ontology annotation, biological process: ribosomal large subunit assembly; ribosome biogenesis; cytoplasmic translation. Gene Ontology annotation, molecular function: large ribosomal subunit rRNA binding; structural constituent of ribosome. The transcript is spliced from 5 exons. The record is from RefSeq and is a predicted model, not a curated record. Lineage: Eukaryota; Viridiplantae; Streptophyta; Magnoliopsida; Malpighiales; Euphorbiaceae. Gene Ontology annotation, cellular component: cytosolic large ribosomal subunit. Bases 229 to 1191 code for a protein of 320 amino acids.
UUCCACUAUAUAACCGAACUGAAAACCGUGUUCCAUUUCCACCAAAAGCUUUUCACUUUCACUUCAUAUUCGCGCAAUACUCAUAUCAAACGGAGGUUAAAGAGACGGCAUAUCCUCGCUGUCCGCCUUGACCGAGCCACGGCAGCUUAGUCUUGGCCCUCUAAUUUUGCUGUAAAGUUAGAGUCUUUAUACUGUUUUUUCGUUGUAAUAUCAUCAAAUCGAAAUUAAAUGGCUGGAAAACCAUCAAAGGCUGACAAGAAGCUUGCAUAUGAUGCAAAGCUAUGCCAAUUAUUAGAUGAGUAUAGCCAGAUCUUGAUUGUUGCAGCUGAUAAUGUUGGUUCUAAUCAGCUUCAAAAUAUUAGGAGAGGUUUAAGAGGUGACUCUGUUGUUCUUAUGGGAAAGAAUACUAUGAUGAAAAGGUCUAUCAGAGUUCAUGCUGAUAACACUGGCAACAAGACUAUUCUUAACCUUAUCCCUCUCCUUCAGGGCAAUGUGGGUUUGAUUUUCACAAAAGGUGACCUGAAGGAAGUGAGUGAAGAGGUUGCCAAGUACAAGGUUGGAGCUCCUGCUCGUGUUGGUUUGGUUGCCCCAAUUGAUGUUGUUGUCCCUCCUGGCAAUACAGGGCUCGACCCCUCUCAGACCUCUUUCUUCCAGGUGCUUAACAUUCCUACCAAGAUUAACAAGGGUACUGUUGAAAUUAUCACCCCUGUGGAGCUGAUCAAGAAGGGUGAUAAGGUUGGCUCUUCUGAGGCUGCUCUUCUGGCAAAGCUUGGUAUAAGGCCAUUCUCAUAUGGUCUUAUUGUAUUGUCUGUUUAUGAUAAUGGCUCUGUCUUCAGCCCAGAGGUUCUUGAUCUGACUGAGGAUGAUCUCAUUGGCAAGUUUGCUAUUGGUGUCUCCAUGGUCACCUCAUUGGCCUUGGCCAUCUCAUAUCCAACCCUUGCUGCUGCACCACACAUGUUCAUCAAUGCCUACAAGAAUGCUCUUGCUAUUGCAGUUGCAACUGAGUAUACCUUCCCACAGGCAGAGAAAGUCAAGGAGUACCUUGAGGAUCCUAGCAAGUUUGCUGUUGCUGUUGCUGUUGCCCCUGUUGCAGCUGCUGGUGCACCAGCUGCUGCUGCCAAGGAAGAGGAAAAGAAGGAAGAACCAGCUGAGGAGUCUGAUGAUGACAUGGGUUUCAGCCUAUUUGACUAAGUUUCAUAUAGGUUUCUAUCAUAGGACUUUUAGAUUUGGAUUUUGCCCAGAUGUUUUUGAAGAAUUUUAAUGUGUUAAUUUAGCAAGUUUCACAUACAGAUGUUUAAAUCUACUAUUGUCUCUCGAUCAAGUACUUAUGUUUUUCGAUUGAACUUCUUUA